AUGAACCCAGAUUCCGCGCGUCGCGCACCAGUUCAAGGGGGAUCCAAACCCAAGGACAAAUACUUCCGCUACGAGAGAUCAGGACACGAUUACUGGAGCGACCUGCUUCGGCUGCCGCUGGAGAAAGACAGAGCUCAAUGCGAUGCAUGGAGGGACGAGGUUCAGAACAUUCUGAUUUUCGUCUCACUCUUCUCAAUCAUCGUUACCGCCUUCGUUAUCGAAUCCUACAAGGCUCUUGCUCUUAGACAAGACCCAGCCGACACUACUGUCACUCUCCUUACCCACAUCGCCGCACGGCUCGAUGAUCCUUCUACUCCAUUGCUUGACCCAGAAGUGACAUUCACCCCGACUUCAUCCUCAGUCCGCGUCAACGCCUUCUGGGUCAUCAGCCUCGUACUCGGCCUCACAAGUGCCCUGAUCGGGAUCCUCUCGCUCCAAUGGCUCUGCGAGGACCAGCGUUAUCUCGAACACUUUUUGUCCGAGUGGAAAUUUGUCUUCCUCAAUAUGAGGACGGAGAUGAUUGACAGGUGGCGCGUACCGGCAUUCUUCACCGCCCUCUCCGUACUCCUUCAACUCGCGUUCGUUCUUUUCUUCAUCGGCCUUGUCGACUUUUUUGCUCGACAUUGGGGUUAA
This is a messenger RNA of Cyclocybe aegerita, 633 nucleotides long. The record is from the annotation of a GenBank genome assembly. NCBI's taxonomy places the organism in Eukaryota, Fungi, Basidiomycota, Agaricomycetes, Agaricales, Hemipholiotaceae.